AUGCCGAAACCAGUAAGUAAUCUAUUUCUUGUACUUGAUUGGCUUUCAGCUCAUUGUGUUGUCUGCUACUUGUAGCAGAUGUUUUUGUAAGGUAAUAAUCAGUGGUAUUUUUCUAGAAAAAGAGGUGUUGGAACUCACAAUGAACGCCGCCCUUGUUCUAUUAUACAGUGGUACCUCUGGUUGCAAACGGGAUUCAUUCCGGAGGUCCGUUCAUAAUGUGAAAAGCCCGCAGCCUGAAGUGCCGUAUCUGCGCAGGUGCAUGGCUUGAUUUGGUGCUUGCGCGAAGCGCAAUUUAGCGCUACUGCACAUGCGCGAGUGGCGAAACCCGGAAGUAACCCUUUCUGGUACUUCCGGGUCGCCGCAGGACGCAACCUGAAAAAACGUAUUAUGAAGCAAACGUAACAUGAGGUAUGACUGUAAUGGCAAUGGCACCCACCUGAGAAGUGCCAGAGCUGAGCUCCAGUUCCAGGUGAAAAAAAGCCCUGCUAAUAAUUACUAUUAAUUACUGCUGCUGCUAUCUUUUCUCUCAGUUGAUAUAUAGAAACAUCAUAGGAGACUUCCAAAGGGAGGCAGUAAUCAUAGAAUUGUAGAAUUGGAAGGUACCCUGAAGGUAUCCAGUCCAACCUGUUACAAUGCAGGAAUCUCAGCUAGAUCAUACAUGACAGAUGGCUGCCCAACCUCCGCUUAAAAAGCUCCAUGGAAGGAGAGUCCACUACCUCUUGUGGGAAUCUGUUCCAUGGUCGAACAGCUCUUACUGUCAGAAAGUUCUUCCUGAUGUUUAGUCGGAAUCUCCUUUCUUUUGAAACUUGAAUCCAUUGGUUCAGGUCCUAGCUUCUGCAGCAGGAGAAAACUAGCUUGCUCCAUCUUCCAUGUGACAACCCUAUAGAUAUACGAGAAGAGCUAUCAUAGCUCCUCUCAGUCUCCUCUUUACCAUGCUAAACAUGCAGUCACAAACCAGAUGACUAUGGGAAGCCUGCGAGAAGACACUGAACUUAAUGAUGCAUGGAUCUGUGUAUGUUUCGUUUGGUUUUCUAAAUGAUUAGCUCUUGGUCAAGAUUUGUAUAUGUGUGAGAGGGAAAAUUAUUAUUUCUUGAGACACAAUUUUCCGUAGCUAUGGGGUGGUGGUCAAUUAAAUCUUACUUAGGUCCAUUAAUUUCAAUAGGUAUACAGUACUAAGUAAGUCACACUCAUUUACUUUAAUAUGUCUGCCCCGUGUAAAACUUAUUUUAAUACCACACUAUGUAAUCUGAUGAAAAACUACUUGGUAUUUUGCAACUACUUCCUAUGAGUGCUGCUUCUAGGCAUUGUUUCUGAUACCUAUUUUUUGUUUCUACGUUUGCUUACGUGCAAGUCUGGUUUGAUAAUAUUCUUCCAUGCCUAUGGCCUUGAAUAACCCAUUCUGACUGCAGCUUCAUUUUCUAUAUAUUUAAAAGGCAGUUGAACAAUAUUAUUGUCUGGGUGCCAUAAAGGCACUUUUGUUCUAAUCUGUAGCUAUAAAGGAGUCUUGCUGUUGUGUAGAGUACAGUCUUGUUUUGUUUUCCUUAUUUAAGUGUAUAUCCGAAUAUAGUGAGCUAGUUUAGAAAGACUUGUAUUCAACCCGAUGAACUGUAGUGAUGAUGCAUGGAUCUCUGAUGAAGAUUGCUGCAGAAAAUGCGUAGCUUAGAGAGUAACACUAGUAGCACUGCCAGAGUGCAAUGAAGUGUGCAGCUUUCAUGAGUAUGGUGGGUUGUAACAGCUGCACAUUUGAUAAUCUUUUACAGUUUGUGUGUGCCUGCAUAAGAUACAAUCUUUUCCUGAUCUGCUUUCCUACCUAGCAUCAUUUAGACCUGGGGUGGGGAAUCUCUUUUGGCCUGAGCGCUGUAUUCCCUUGUGGUCAACCAUUCAGGGAGGGGGCCCAUGCCAGUGGUAGGUGGGACAAGAAGCAAGAGCAGGUUAACUUUGUACUGUAGGCAGUGGUGAUUGGUAACGUUCUGACUUGGUAGGGCUGUAAUUUUUAACCUUGCUGUUUUCAUCACAAUGAUUUUCAGACAAGAGUAACUCCAUGCCUCUUGUUUAAAAAUUAAGCCAUACCACAUAACAUCAGUUUUUUGAUUCAUGUAUUGAUUACACCUACACAUCCAUUGUAAAAAACAAUAACACCUAAACACACAAAUAUGUUAAAAAUGUGAGGAGCACUUGCUUUCAGUUGCAUUCCUCCCAGACAAUUUAAGUUUUUAUAAUCUAAAACAAUUUUUCUCUAGAUUAAAAUAACACCUCUAAAUUAAAAGAUCAAAGUAUUAAAUUAAUAGACAAAAAUGAUGUGUUUCAUUUGAGCCAGUGUACAUAAGAAUGUACCCUGUAAUGCAUGGUUCAGUUUCGAAAAUGUGAAGUAACUCUGUUCAAGUGCUGAGUACAUCACACCAGAAUAAUCAUAAUCAGCCUCUUAUAUCUGACAUUAGGGAGAAUAUCUUCCAGGUUUAGGAAAUGAAGUGAAGUCAUUGUGAUAUCCAGAGAGGCAUAGAGCCCAAAUUUCAUUUUAGAAAUACAGUGGUACCUCGGGUUACAUACGCUUUAGGUUACAUAUGUUUCUGGUUACAGACUCUGCUAACCCAGAAAUAGUACCUCGGGUUAAGAACUUUGCUUCAGGAUGAGAACAGAAAUCGUGCUCCGGCGGCGCGGCAGCAGCAGGAGUCCCCAUUAGCUAAAGUGGUGCUUCAGGUUAAGGACAGUUUCAGGUUAAGAAUGGAUCUCCGGAACGAAUUAAGUACUUAACUCGAGGUACCACUGUACACUGACAAACCCACAAAAAGCAAGCAAGAAAUAAUAGCGGCAUUUUCUUUCAUUCUACAUUCAAACACAUUUGUAAUUAUUGACAAAUAAUGUUUCUAUUGCUAUUAAAGGAGUAUCAGGAUUGAGGCUUGAAGGGCUCAAUCUUACCUGUCACUGUAAGUUAAAUAAGUACUUCUGCAUUUUCCAAAGGCUUGUACUAUUCAGUAUAUAACUUUUCUGUACUAAUUCAAAGCAGAAUGUUCAGAAUCUAAAUGUCCUAUCACGUGUCUGCAUUUUGUGUUUUGUCUCGUAUGUUAAUCAUUUCCGUUUGAGUCUCAACCAUACACAAAAAGAAUAUUUAAAGUGCACAGUGCCUUCUGGAAUGCAUGCAUUUAAAAUGAGUGUGCAGCUUUCAUGAGUGCAAGCUUUCAGCUUGCAUGCUCCUUAAAUACAUGCUAAUUAAGUCAAACAACCCAGUUAUUAAAAUUAAAAAUCCUUUUCAGCUUUAGCAGUGCAUCUGUUUCCAAAUACUAUGUUACUUGUGCACAUCAGAUAAGUGUUUAUAUCAAAAAGCAUUGCAAUUAAUGUAAGCCAACAAUUAAAUGCAUCAGUUAAUCUAGGAUUUCUUAUGAAUCCUAAAGGCAAAAUAUCACUCUGUGAUAAAAUGAAUUGUACUAGAAAGUAAUAGUGCCAAAUAUGAAAGAUUAUUUCGUGUUACAAAUAUUAGCAUACAAGUGUUCAAGGGAGAAUCAUUGGCCUGAUUAACACAUAACUAUGGUUUAUUAAGCAAUGCGUAAGAGUUAUGUCUAGCAGUUUAACUAUGGUUUAUUAACUAUGGUUAAAGGACACUCAUUAAUCAAGGUUUGUAAUUGUGUUAUAAACCUUAGUUAAAUUUAACAGUAACUUAUUGUUAUGUUUGAAUACAUCCCACCUCUUAACUAUGGUUAAGGAGUCAUCCGCAUUCCAAAGCUACAGAGCCGCAAGUGAAGGGUGACAAAGAAUUCAAACCACUCUCAAGGUUCAGCUGCUCUUGUUGUUGCUUUUAACUUUUCUGUGACACAAUGAACCAUGGUUUAAGUGAUCAUCUGUCAGAUACCUCAGCUUUAACUAUGGUUCCUGCAGUUGUCAAUCUUUUUGUAUCAGUGGGCACAUUUUGAAUUUUGAGAGCAUGCUGUUGGCACUAGUCACAGAAUUACUGGCCCAGAGGCAUGUGAGAACACAAAAUAGCUGUCAUGGUGGGCAUGACAUAAAACAAAAUUAGAGUGUAUAGUUAUUGUGGAGUUUUCUGCUUAACUAUUUCAUGGCAGAAAGGGCUUUCCUUUUUGAAUUUCUUACUUCACUGACAGAAGGAAGCAGCCAGCCUACCUCAUUUAAUAUAAAUUACUUAUAAGGAUAUGUGCACAUUCUGUUUUGUAACCUUCUUUAUAGGAGGGCUAGAUGAUUCUUCUUCUUCUUCUUCUUCUUCUUCUUCUUCUUCUUCUUCUAAAAUGAAAGUGUCUGGGGUCCCCCUACCCAGGGUUGCCAAGGGAGAUCAACACAAGCCAUGGUGCUUGUGGGUACUGCAUUGGUGACCCUUGGUAAUAAUAAUAAUAAUAAUAAUAAUAAUAAUAAUAAUAAUAAUUUAUUAUUUAUACCCCGCCCAUCUGGCUGGGCCUCCCCAGCCACUCUGGGUGGCUUCCAUAGAAACCAAAAAUACACUAAAAUAUCACACGUUAAAAACUUUCCUGAACAGGGCUGCCUUAAGAUGUCUUCUGAAUGUCAGGUAGUUGUUUAUCGCUUUGACAUCUGCUGGAAGGGCGUUCCACAGGGCGGGCGCCACUACCGAGAAGGCCCUCUGCCUGGUUCCCUGUAGCUUUGAUUCUGCAAUGAGGGAACCGCCAGAAGGCCCUCGGCGCUGGACCUCAGCGUCCGGGCAGAACGAUGGGGGUGGAGACGCUCCUUCAGGUAUACUGGACCGAGGCCGUUUAGGGCUUUAAAGGUCAGCACCAACACUUUGAAUUGUGCUCGGAAACGUACUGGGAGCCAAUGUAGGUCUUUCAAGACCGGUGUUAUAUGGUCUCGGCGGCCGCCCCAGUCACCAGUCUAGCUGCCGCAUUCUGGAUUAGUUGUAGUUUCCGAGUCACCUUCAAAGGUAGCCCCACGUAGAGCGCAUUGCAGUAGUCCAAGCAGGAGAUAACCAGAGCAUGCACCACUCUGGCGAGACAGUCCGCAGGCAGAUAGGGUCUCAGCCUACGUACCAGAUGGAGCUGGUAAACAGCUGCCCUGGACACAGAUUUGACCUGUGCCUCCAUGGACAGCUGUGAGUCCAAAAUGACUCCCAGGCUGCGCACCUGGUCCUUCAGGGGCACAGUUACCCCAUUCAGGACCAGGGAAUCCUCCACACCUGCCCGCCUCCUGUCCCCCAAAAACAGUACUUCUGUCUUGUCAGGAUUCAACCUCAAUCUGUUAGCCGCCAUCCAUCCUCCAACCGCCUCCAGACACUCACACAGGACCUUCACCGCCUUCACUGGUUCUGAUUUAAAAGAGAGGUAGAGCUGGGUAUCAUCCGCAUACUGAUGAACGCCCAGCCCAAACCUCCUGAUGAUCUCUCCCAGCGGCUGCAUGUAAAUGUUGAAAAGCAUGGGGAGAGGACAGAACCCUGAGGCACCCCACAAGUGAGAGCCCAGGGGUCUGAACACUCAUCCCCCCCCCACCACUUUCUGAACACGGCCCAGGAGGAAGGAGCGGAACCACUGUAUGACAGUGCCCCCAGCUCCUAGCCCCUCAAGACGGUCCAGAAGGAUGUUAUGGUCGAUGGUAUCAAACGCCGCUGAGAGAUCCAGCAGAACUAGGAAACAGCUCUCACCUUUGUCCCUAGCCCGCCGGAGAUCAUCAACCAGUGCGACCAAGGCAGUUUCAGUCCCAUGAUGAGGCCUGAAUCCCGACUGGAAGGGAUCCAAAUGGUCCGCUUCUUCCAGGCGUGCCUGGAGUUGUUCAGCAACCGCUCGCUCAAUCACCUUGCCCAAGAAUGGAAGAUUUGAGACUGGGCGAUAGUUGGCCAUCGUGGCCGCAUCUAAAGAUGGUGGUUUAAGAAGCGGUUUAAUAACCGCCUCUUUCAGCGGGUCUGGGAAGGCUCCCUCACGGAGGGAAGCAUUCACCACCCCACGAAGCCCAUCGCUCAGUCCUUCCCGGCUAGCUUUUAUAAGCCAGGAUGGGCAAGGAUCCAGGAGACAGGUGGUUGGUUUCACUCGUCCAAGCAGCCUGUCCACAUCCUCGGAGGUAACAGAUUGGAAUUGAUCCCACUCAACUUGACUAGACAAAACUCUAGCACUCUCCCGCCCCGGCCCUGCUCCCACGGUGGAGUCUACUUCUUCCCGAAUCUGAGCGAUUUUAUCUGCAAAAACUUUGCAAAAUCAUUGCAGGAGAACAUGUGGCCCGUACUGGGCCCCGAUGUUGCAGGUGGUUCCGCUAAAUUGUGAACCACCUGAAAAAGUCUCCUGCUACUGUUUUCUGCAGAUGCAAUAGAGGCGGUGAAGAAAUUCUUCUUCGCCGUCGCUAUCGCCACUUGGUAGGCUCGACGUUGAGCUCUAACCUGUGUCCGGUCAGAUUCGGAAUGAGUUAUCCGCCACCGGCGCUCUAGCCGUCUCAACGAUUGUUUCAUUGCCCUCAGAUCCGUGGAAAACCACGGGGCUGUCCGGGCUCCAUGCAAUCGGAGAGGGCGCUUCGGAGCCAAACAGUCAAUAGCCCUGGUUAACUCCACAUUCCAGCGGGCCACCAGGGAAUCAGCUGAAAGGCCAUCAACAUGGGAUAAAGCAUCCCCUACCACUCUCUGGAAACCAUUUGGAUCCAUUAAGUGGCGGGGGCGGACCAUCUGAAUUGGUCCCACCUCCCUGCAGAGGGGAUGGGUCGCAGAGAAGUCCAGUUGCACCAGGAAGUGAUCUGACCAUGGCACUUCUUUCGUUUCGCUUUUACUUAGUGUCAGAUCACCAACAUCCAUAGAGGUAAACACCAGGUCCAAGGCAUGUCCGCGGCUAUGGGUUGGGCCAGACUUAUUCAGGGACAGCCCCAUGGAGGCCAUGCUUUCCACGAAGUCCCGAGCGGCCCCUUGUAAGGUUGUGUCGGCAUGGAUGUUAAAAUCCAAUUGGACGACCAAACUAGGUGUCUCCAGGAGAACAUCCACCACGACCUGAAGCAGCUUGGGCAGGGAAUCCUUGGUGCAGCGGGGAGGUCGGUACACCAAAAGGAAUCCUGUGCUGCCCCUAUUGCCCAACUUCCAGAACAUGCACUCGGAAAACUGGGUCUUCCCAAUAGGACGCCUGGUGCAAACUAAUGACUUCCUAAAAAUAACUGCAACCCUCCCUCCCCGCCCACAUGACCUGGGUUGCUGUGUGUAAGAGAAACCUGGUGGACAAGUAGCGGCAAGGACAGGCCCAUCUGCUUCAUCCAACCAAGUCUCUGUUACACAUGCCAGGUCAAGUCCUCCAUCCAUGAUCAAGUCAUGGAUGGCAGUGGUCUUGUGAAUCAUUGACCUGGCAUUGCACAGCAGCACCUUCAGGUCAUGUGGGUAUCCCUUGCUGAUUCUAGUAUCCACCCGGUUAGGACCAGACCCGGAGGCAGGAAUAGUCCUCAGACAACGACUAAACCUGCCUCCUCUGUAAUAACAUGGUCUAGUCUUGGCGUAACUCCUCCUCCUACCCGUGAUCACUGAGAUCGGUUGUCCCAGUGCAUCCCCGCCCCCCCGUGGAACAUGCCCCAGCCAUUUUGUGGGCUGGGGCCCACUCCCCGGCAGCCCUGACCCCUCCCCUUAAGAACAAAAUAACACCUUAAACAAACAAACAAACAAAACCAAUAAAACAAUACAAACACAGGGAGUCCUCCUGAACAACAGAGCAAAGCAGUCCUUGUGAGGCUUCAGGCCCCGUCCUGGGCCAGGUGGUAAGUGGCAGGAAGGAGCAGGGCCCUCAGGCACUCACGCAGGGGAGUCCUCCUGAGCAGCAGGCAGCAAGCAGCAAGCAGUCCUUUUGGUGUAUAUUAACUACAGGCGGUGACUAUUUUGAUCCAGUUGACACACGAUCUCUGACACGCGGGUCCUUUUGGACACGGAAGAGGGCAGAACGGGGGUGUAAUGGGGCAUAACACAGGCGGGGCUCAGUGGGGGGAGUGAAGUGCUAAGUGAGAUCCACAGCCAUUUGCACGGAGGCAGUUGCUCAAUUUUAGUAGGUUGCAGGUGCAGUGUACUGGGCCCAGAAAAUCCUGUUGACACCUCAUAGCUGUAAGCCCUGACUGCCAGUUUUAUUUCCACCCCCUCUGAACAUUUGCCUAAAUUUGAAUCUAUAUAUGUAUAUUAGCUUAGCACAUGAAAAGUUUUUGUCAUAGGUCUAUGCUCCAAAAGUGUUAGAAACAGCAAUGCUUCUGUAAAGAGUUCAGAAUGGGAGAGCACAGUAGGGCUUUUCUGUGCCCUACCACUGACUUUUGAAUGCAGCCUAUGGCCUUUGAUACAUACAGCAAGAGGGUUGUAGUUAAAACCAUGAAGGCUCUGAGGUAUGCACAAUAAAAGGUGUCUUUGGGUCCUGGUAGCAAUACUGCUGGGUAUUAUAAGGUCAGCAAGAAACUCCUAUGCUCCUGUCAGAAUAGAACAAAAUAUUUAUAUCCUCAUGACUGUUGUGAGACGUUCUGUUGGGAAAGACAGUCAGCUUACAAAGCUUAUGCUAGUCUGCCAAAUUAAGUAUGACAUUUCUGUGGUUGUCACUGAAGGAAACCUAUUCCAAUAACAACAACUGAGAACCAUAUUGGAGGCUGGGCUUAAAAACCCCCAACAUGUUGCCAUAGUUCAAAGAGACAAUGUACGUACAGUGCAUACAUGCACCCUGCUAGAUCAUUAGAGACAAAGGCAUCUAAUUUACAAUGGGGGCAGAACCUUGAUGCUCUUUGUACAACACAAAUGAUCUGUUUAAGGCAAGCUUCUUUGACUUCUGCUCCUAGAAAGCAAGUCAUCAUUCUCAGCUAACUCUGAGGCAAGCUAAUCCUGGAGUGCAGCAAACUUGGACUGUGCCACUUCUCUCUAGUCAUUUACCAUACCAUUAUCCUUACUAUUUUAUCUCAUUCACUGAAUUGCCAUUUUAACUAAAAUGCAUGGCUUGUGUAUUUGCCUGUUUUUCAAGGCGUAGAAUGUCCUUUUUUAAAGAUAUCUUUAAAAUCUAAGCAUCUUUUUCCAGAUACUUUCUUGGGCUGCCACCUAUCUCUUCAGAGAUUAAAAUUGGCUGUAAAUUAAUCCCUCAGAACGCAAAACAGAGAUAUUAUUCACAAUUUUUAAACUCUUCCAAGCAUAAGAUUUUGUGUUCAAUGCUUGUUGGAGUACCAGGGUUAAUAUCCAAAUGAUAUUAUGAUACAGCAAUCUAGCUUAUUGUCUACAAUGAAAGCUUCUUUCAGGCUUAAUUUUAGUGGUGGGAGGGGUGAGCAACCUGCAGGUAGCAAGGAAGCUUUCAAUGGGUACAUUUGUGCCUACAAGAGCUGAGUUAGUGACCUGUGCCACAGAGGAUGUUCAUUGCAAAUCUGAAAGAGUUGGGGCUAUCCUUUAGAAUGAGUUUGGAUAGAUCAAAUAGAUACAGUAAGUUUCCUGGUGACAAUGGAAUUUAAUUGUUGCAUAUCAGGUUGCAAUUUUUAACUCCUGGCAAAAGUCACAAAACUCUGUGUUGUUUUUAAAAAACUUUUCAUUCUUACCAGUUCUUAGUUUGGUUGUUUAACUUUUUGUUUAGUUACAUGGAAUGUGUAAGAUGUUGUGUCAGUUUAUAAUUUGGCACGGCAAUGCUGAUCAAAGCAUGAAAAUCUAUUUAGACUUAAUACCUUCUUGUUCUAUGCAGAUUAAUGUAAGAGUCACCACAAUGGAUGCAGAGCUGGAGUUUGCCAUCCAGCCCAACACAACAGGAAAACAGCUUUUUGAUCAGGUAAUCGUCUUACUAUGGGCUGAUUCAGACAUGACAUAGCAAACUGACUUACGCUUAGAAUGAAGAGGUAAAAACCUCUGACCUACGUCAUACAUACAGCUUCAUGAUUCCAAGCAGCCAUUGUUCCACUUAAACCAGCUUGCCUGUUCCAUCAUGUACAGCAUCAGUGUACUAGCACUUAUUGUACAGCUAGUCAUGGAUCCCUGGCUGAUAAUGCUGCACCUGUAGGUACUAGUGUCCUGGUUUAGACAUGGCAGGCUUUUACAAUGGGAAGUUGGGGGUCACAUUUUAACCAGCACUUGCUGUUGCUAUCUGCAACAAAAUGACUUACUGCUGUGGUCAUUCUUGCCCUUUAAGAACCAUACUGCUGUGAAGUUGGCCAGCCAUUUGCUUAUUUAGCUGUGGCAGAGCUUACUUCCACUCUUUCCCACCCUGUACUUGAGAUUCCCUUAGUCUUAGCUUAGUCUCAUAUAGACUUGGGCUUUUUCCCUUGAAGUAAGAGAUGGUAAGUCCAGGGAAUCAGGGUGUCUAGCUUUCCCUGAUAAUACAAUGAAGGGUUAAUCAUGAAACUUUAUGUUACUAGUAUUGAUGUCAUUCUUCUUUUUUAAGGUUGUAAAAACAGUUGGCCUUCGGGAAGUUUGGUUUUUUGGACUACAGUAUGUAGACAGCAAAGGAUACUCAACUUGGUUGAAGUUGAACAAAAAGGUAAUGUAUAAUUUGUUUUAUUUAAAAUAAUUCAAUUUGCAAUGAAGGAAUGGUAGGUGGUGUUUAAAAAGUAUUCUAGUUUAGAUUUCACUUUCAUUUAGAAUAAAGAUGCAUGUACGCCCUGUGAUGUUAGUUGACCAAUUUGACAUCUUCAGUUUAGAUUUAUUUUUUCUAUUUUUUCUUCAGUAGAAUAAGGAUUUUUAGUGAUUGAACUGAUGUACUCUGUGAAGGCCAUUUUAUAAGUCAAGCUAAUCAUAUCAAGAUUAGCUUGACUUGUAAAAUGGCCUUCACAGAGUACAUCAGUUCAAUCACUAAAAAUUCUUAUUCUACUGAAGAAAAAAUUUAAAGUCAGAUUCCCAUUUUCUUUUCUUUCUUUUUAUGGUGGCCAACUAUAAACUAUAAAGAAGCCCUGCUCUGAACGAUUACAUUUCUAAACUGAUUGAUCCAAUUUCUUCUGUUUAUAUGGAGAAUUUAGUUCAUACUUGAAAUCUUAAGAGGUUUCUGGAUUUGUUUCCCAUAGGGUGGUAUUAAUAUUUGUGAAGAUGCACAACAGGGAAUCAGUGUUAGAAACUGAGAUAUGAAAGCUUAGAGCUAAAUGGCGCCUGAAACCUAGGUUAUGGACACAACAACGGAAUGUCUAGGCGCACUUUUUAUAACAAGAAUACAAAGCUGAAAAUGAAUGAACUGCAGCUAAAAUAUUACAUUCAUUUUUCACAUGGUCUAGUCCUUCCUCUGCCCACCCCGCUAAUAUUCUUCAGAGGGUCUCUUCUCCAGUCUUCAGAGAGUAGCUGGAAGUGGGGAGGCAGAAAAAGAUCCUUCUUUCCUUCUACUCUGCAGUUUUAAUUUGAAAUCUUAGGUGCAGUACUGCGCCCACAGCUCAGAAACAGCUUGUGCUAAUGAAAUUCCCUGUCACAAAAUGUGCCUAGAACAAUGGGAGUUUCGAACACUGCAUGGAAUACAUUGGAAGUGGAUAAGUUAUAGAACCCGCUUUCUUUGUCUCCUGUAGAAAUGUUUUCAUUCAGAUCUUAAUCUUGCUGAGACUGACCCUGGGAAUUUAUCAGAGAGGGUCUUACAUUGGUGCAGCUUCACAUCUGCCUGGUGUGUCUCUCUGCAAUCUGGAAGAGCUAUGUUCUAAUAAGUGUGGGAUCAGUUUAAUCAAAUAUUUCUCCCCGCAGUGAGAGGAGCGGAGGGUGGAAACAGAAUUUGGACAGGGAUCUCCUGUGGGUGUGUUUGAAGCCAGGUAGAAUAACGUCUGUUCAGGUUCUCUGAGUUCUUUCUACUUUGCUCUAAGGCAAUAAUUCUAGUUGUUUUUGUCUUUCAACUCAUUAGUUCUUUUGAGGCACUUGAGAUGGGGUGCAGCAAAAAUGGUAAGAGAAGGGUUUGACAUUCUUCUCUCAUACGUUACAAAUUAUUCUAAUGCAAACAUAACUGGUUAGUGCUGACAGAAUUGCAGCCCUGUGCAGGAGCUUCUGCAGGAUUUUUUUUAUAGAGGGAGGGGCAAACUGGCUGGUUUCUUACAGAAAAUAAGAAGAAUAGCUCCAGUACAUUUUAUCACAUGCCAGGUUCAAGUUGCUCUUUUUAAAUGAAAGCAGAGAAAUGUGAGGUGAUAGCUCAUUGCGGGGGGGGGGGGCAUUCCCCCUUGCUCCCCUCUAAAGAUGAGGACUCUACUGAGAAAAACAGGAUGGGAGAAACCCCAAAGUUUGCCAUAGGUUGUUUUUUUUAAGGAAAAGUUUGAACCGAAAACCCACCGAUUGUCUUUGGGGGGGGGGGGGGCUUAGUGGAAUGGGAAAUCCUGAUGUGCUAUUUAUGAAAAAGCAGACUACUUGAAUAUAUACUGCAACUAUUAUUCCUUUUCUUGAAUUGUUACCAAACAUUAGGAUUUAAAAAAUCUUUUUGUGCAGUUCUUGAUAAACCUCUCUCUCUCUCUCACACACACACACACGGAAGCUUGCCAGAUAUCAAUUAGUGCACUUUACUUGAGAAAUCUGGUGUACAUGAUGCUCAUUAGCUCAUCAAUAUCUGGCAAUCCUGUGCAAGAGACUCUUUGCGGAUAAACUUUUAAAACCACUGCUAUGUUGUGUACAUCUUUGAAUGCAAGGUUGAUUUUCCUAAAUCAGCCUGCUGUGUAGGUCUGCAGAACUGAAUUUGUAUAAUGAAAAUUGGAGUAACACAGGGAUACAAUAAGGACUUUAAAUGGCUUUAUGUAGCCUCUGAAAGCUGUCAUGUUUUCCUAAUUCACAAUUAAUUAUUUAGAUGUCUGUGUGAAUCACAAGUCCUUCAAUGUUGUGCUUCCUAGAGUUGAAUUACAGUAUGUAACAACUGGUGACUAGAUUGCUUUCCCAAUACUCUCAUAUUCUCUUUACCCUUCUGCAAACUCCUUUUCAGGUAACACAGCAAGAUGUAAGGAAAGAAAAUCCUCUUCAGUUCAAAUUCAGGGCAAAGUUUUUUCCUGAGGAUGUGUCUGAAGAGUUGAUUCAAGAAAUAACCCAGAGACUGUUUUUUCUGCAAGUAAAAGAAGCCAUCUUAAAUGAUGAAAUCUAUUGUCCUCCUGAAACUGCUGUUCUUCUAGCUUCUUAUGCUGUUCAAGCCAAGUAUGGAGAUUACAAUAAAGAGAUACAUAAGCUAGGAUAUUUGGCCAAUGACAGACUUCUUCCCCAGCGGUAAGAAACUUAUAUGGUGCAUCAAAAGUCUGGCAAAUUCUAUGGGUACAGCGUAUAACUUUAACAUGAAAGCUUGUCUAGUGGCCUACACCAUUGGUCUUCAAUUUGGAAAUUUAAAAAUAUGCAUCUCCAUCCCAGAAACUGUGGGCAGUAUCCAACUAAAGACUUCUGCUACUGCAAGGAAUGUUGGCUGAGCAGUGGAUAUUCCCCUUCUUCUCAUCACUCUGUGUGGCCUCUAAAUAUGUUCCUGGGGUUCUUAUGACAAUCCCGAGCAGAUUUAUGGGGUGUACAGGGAGAGGAGAGAGCAGGGAAAUUCCAUUGCACAGCUGAAACUCCUCACAAUAAUGGAACUUGUUGCGCUAGUUAGAUACUACCUGAUUUUCUUAACUAGCUUGACUAGUAGCGUAAGUCAAAGUCCUGCCAAGCCACUUGUCAGAUGGGCAAGCCCCAUUCUAGCAUUCACACCUUAAGUACAGAGUUUAUGAUUUCUUUUGUUGUUGAAAUUUGUUGGCAUUUUUAAAGGAGUUGAAUACAAUUGGUGAUACACACAUUGUUCUUGUUUACUGUUGCUGUUUAUAAUUAGUUUUGUUUCAUUGUGGUCUUCAGUUUAGUAUUUUAAUUUACUUGUUUUUUAAAAGUUGUAAGCUUCCCUGCAGGCUGUGAAUACAGUGAAAGGGCAGGGUAUUGCAACACAUUCAAAUUUACUUCUUGUAAACCGCGUAGAGGUUUUACUACAAUCAAGUGGUGUAUAAAUUUUGUUAAAUAAAAAUUUAAAUCUAGAAAGGUGCCUCUGAUUGUAACUUUUGUGUAAAAAUAAAAUAAAUAGGGUACUCUUUUCAUGAUUAUUCUUUAUUUUGACAGCGUUUUGGAACAGCAUAAAUUGACAAAAGAGCAGUGGGAAGAAAGAAUACAAAACUGGCAUGAAGAACACAGAGGGAUGUUAAGGUAAGUUCCCUGGUAUAGUUAGCCCGCCUUUUUUGAAUUUAGCUUGCUUUUAAUUAAUUAAUAUAUCCUACAGACAGAACAAGUGCUGGUAACUGAAACAUAUUACUCCAAAGAGCCGUUUUAGCUUACUUCUGUACAUAACUAGCUUAAUUUUUUGCUACUUUUCCCUGCUUCUGUUUUAAAUCUAUCAUAAAAAUAUAAAUAAAAGCACAGUGGAUCCAAUCUAUUAUUUACUAAUCGGCCUUUGUUAGAGCUACGGUUCUAUCUGCAUAUACUUAGGGGUCUGUCCCAUUGAAAUUGGUGGGACAUCCAAAUUAUAAUGUAUAGAAUUGGGCUGUAAAUCCGAUUGGAAUCAAUGGAUGAAAGUGCACAGUUAACCCACUUAAGACUUAGUUUAAGGAUACAAUUGGUAAGAUUGGGUGCAGGAUCCUUACUACUUCUGCCUAUACAGUGACUAUAGAAAUUUGCAUUUUAUCUGACUUUCAAUUAUGUUCCUUUCAUUGAUCAGGGAGGAUUCUAUGAUGGAGUACCUCAAAAUUGCACAAGAUUUGGAAAUGUAUGGAGUCAACUAUUUUGAAAUAAAGAACAAAAAGGGAACUGAAUUAUGGCUCGGUGUCGAUGCUUUGGGUUUAAAUAUUUAUGAACAUGAUGAUAAGUAAGUAAUAUUAAAACUGUUUCAGUAUUCCUGAAGAACUGUUCAUGAGUCAUCCUCCUUAAUAGAGUUUGGUGUACAUUGUUUUUAAGUGCGUGCUCUUCGGAAACUGAGCUGUAGGUGUUAUUGUGGGUAGAGAAAAACCUGUUAAAUGAGUGGUCCUGCCUGUUGGACAGAGGUAGAUGAAAUUGCACACUGCCCUUUCGCCCUAUAACUUAAGUUUGCUCUUUUACUGUGGUUGUUCACAAAGUGUGUGUGACUAAGGAUUCUUUUGUGUUCGCUAAAGGUUGACUCCCAAGAUCGGCUUUCCUUGGAGUGAAAUCAGAAAUAUUUCAUUUAAUGACAAAAAGUUUGUGAUAAAACCCAUCGACAAAAAGGCCCCUGUGAGUAAAUCUUUUUAAUUCCUUUUUUGGACCUGAACUAUCAAUAUAGGACACAUCUGUAACCCCUUCCUCUCUAGCUCUUAACUGUCCAAAGAGUUUUCUUGCUUAACUAAUGUAACUUUUGCUAAUAUUUGUGUUGGAAUUUCUCACUUACAUUGUUUAAUUGUUCGCUGUAGGGUUGGAGCUAAUCCAUGCCUGGAAUUUUCUUUUCCCCACCUCCAAAGUACAUAACUUUCAAAAUCCUGUUUGAGUUUCCUCUGCCAGCCUGUUACAGUCACCAAGUUCAAAGAACCUUUUAGAGUUUUCCCCUGUUUCGUUGGGAUUUAAUCAUUCUUAAUGCUUUAGUGUCAGUUCUUUCACUGAUCACACCUAAUUCCAAGUCAUUUAUUGAUCUGUUCUGGAACAGCUAAUGACUAGUCCCAAAGAUUGCUUCAUUGGAAGUGAAAGUGUUACACUAUCUAUUUAAGAAGUUAGAAUCUCAUUAAGAAGAAGCUAAGAGUGUCCGUAUUCUUAACAAGCAUGUGUUUCUAGAACAUAAAUGGGAUUUCAAUAACUUAAUUUUUUCAUUAGGAUUUUGUGUUUUAUGCACCACGUCUGAGAAUUAAUAAGCGGAUAUUGGCACUGUGUAUGGGAAAUCAUGAGCUGUACAUGAGGAGGAGAAAGCCAGAUACAAUUGAAGUUCAACAGAUGAAGGCCCAGGCUAGGGAAGAAAAACACCAAAAACAGAUGGAGAGGUAUGAUGUUGACAACUUUGUAUGAACAGUAGUUGGAAUUCUUUUGUCAUUCAUAAUUUCAGAUGAACAAACAAAAACACUCUAGCACAUGUGACCUAGAGGCAUACUUAAGGAGGAAAAAAUAUUAAGUUCUAUUUUUGCCCUCAUGGACAGAAUUCUCUAAAAACAGAUAUUAAAUCAGUGCCAGUAGUGGAAACUGUUGUUGUCUUGGUAUCGUACUUAACACCUGUUACACAUGGAUGCACACCAGUUCUAAGCAAUGACAAAUUGGUUUCAUGUAUUAUAUAUAGAGAAAGAAAGAAAGAAAGAAAGAAAGAAAGAAAGAAAGAAAGGGUGUUUGUCAAAACCCCUGGUUUUCUUUAGCCCUGGGUAGUGUCUAGGAAAGCUCAUGCCCUUAUCCAGCUUUGUGUCACAAUUGGAUUUGUCCUCCAGCAAAGUUCACUGACAGCAGGCUGCCUGCUUAAUUGGACUCUGCUAGAGUACAGAUGCUUUGGGGAAAAACAAGCGGCAUGUACUGGCAUGUUUACCGCAGUGAUUUCAGAAGAUUUGCACUAAGUAAACUAAAUAGCAACACUGCAGCUGCUGUUAGUGAGUGCAGACAAAUAUGUAAUUGCCACUUGGACGUUACCAUGAGUUAGCUACUAUAUACUGCCAGUGUGCAAAGAGCCUUGGUAGAGGUGAGGAGCAGAUACUUAAGCGUCACAGUUUUGGGUCAGAUUGUUUGUUGUCUUUUAAAUUGUUUUGUGAAGUACCUAAUAUUGUGUUAUCCUAUGGGUUACUACCUGAUAGAUUGAAGUUUUGUAGGUACUUGAUUGUCGUGUAGAACAUAAGCACCCUGGUGGAUCAGACCAAUGACUCCUCUAGUCCAGCAUUAUGUACUCACAGUGGCCAACCAGACGCUCAUGAGAAGCCUGCAGUUUAGAAGCACCAUCUUACCCUACUUGAUGCUGAUCUUUAGCUAGAUUGUUUGCCUAUUCUGUUUCAUUCCAGCUUUCACCUUGUUUUUUUAGACACUUAGGAUACAACUUUGAGAUCAUCUGCCAGAACAAACCUUUUAUUUUUAUUUUUAUUAUUGCCGCAGGGCUUCCACCUAGCAUAUCAUGUUGUGACUUGUAUUGUGAGAAUAAAUUUGGCAUGUUUGGGUAAAUGGAUUUUGAUGGAUGCACUGUAAACUCAGAAUGAAAAUCACUUCCUCCUCUGCUAUGUUGAUGCUGGCAUUUAUUUAAUUUAGGGCACAACUAGAAAAUGAGAAAAGGAAAAGGGAAAUAGCAGAAAAAGAGAAGGAAAGAAUAGAGCGUGAAAAGGAAGAGUUGAUGGAACGGCUAAGACAAAUUGAAGAACAGACGAUGAAGGCCCAAAAAGGUGAGCAUGUUCAUCACAUCUAUUUCCUUCAGUAAAUAUUACGUUUGUGUGUCUAUUAGGUUUAUUAUGUUACAUUGCUUAUCACAUCAUGUAAGGAAGUUAGCAGCUAGCUUAACAAUACACUAAUUUAACUUGCAUCAUAUUUUAAACUUCAGGCAACUCUCAAAAUAUGUGAUUUUAUGAAACCAAAACCAUGUAUAGUCAAGACACAUUGGGUUCAGUGGCGGGUGGGAUUGCCAAAGUCUUUUUUUCCUGGAUGUCUGCCCCCCCCCCAAAAAAAAACCAUUGGCAAGCACAUAAAGCUGAAUGCAUGCAACUUAAGUGAACGUAAGUUGCAAGUUACCUGUACAUUGUUGUGUCCCUUUUUCCUUUUGUUCCUUUUUGCUUGAGUGCAAUUUAUGGACAGUGGCACACAGACCUUAUGUGUCAUUGUGAAGAGUACAAAUUUGCAGUCAAUCAAUCAAUAGACUUUAUUUGCGUAGCCGACAGGCCAUAGCAUCAAAGGACAAACACCGACAAAAAUACAUUACAAAUAUAGUUACCAUAAAAUCUUAUGACCUAUUAAAACCCUAGGUAGAAGCUGGAUUAUCAUUCAUCAAUGACCCUCUGUCCCAUGGGCGGCGGCCUUUUCUCUGGUAGAUUGUUCCAGGUCGGUUAAGUAAAUAGACCAGCUAAAUUGAAAGAUUAUAAAUAUAAAUAUAACCUCGGAGGGAUGGUCAGGACAGGGAGAAAGAUAAUAAUAACCAGAUGCAGAUAAAUUAAUAAUCUCAGUACUUAAAACUUGGCAGAGGUAAUAAAAUACUAAUAAUAAAAUAUAAUGAUAAUAAUGAUAAGAUCCUAGGCGAGGAAUCCGGGUGACGACACUCAUGUCAGGUCUAAACCUUAUUGCGGACCAUCACUUUAUAAUAAAUAGCAGCUUAGAUUUAAAAUCAAAUUCAGUUAUGUAGUGGUAAAUCAUUUAUAUUCUGCCACUAGGUGUGCAGUAAGCUUUAGUUUCAGAACUAGCUGUUGGCUCUGUCAGGAAAAACAGAUAAAGGAAAUGAAGGAAAGAAGCAUGCAAAAAAUGUAAUAGAUAUAAACCCACUUCCACAGUGAGGUGUUCUAUUUUACAGUCUGCUAGAAAAGUACAGUUAAAUUGGAUUUACUUCAGAUGUGUUUCUGCUCUUUAAGGUUAAAGUCUUUAUAUCAUUAAACAUAAUAGCUUUUGCAGGAUUUUGCAUAGAUUUCUCUAGCGCAGCCAAUGACAAAUAAAUGAUGUAGUGAAUGCACCUGGGAACCCAAAGAACUCACCCACAAAAGCCAAAUGCAUACUAUGGAUGUGCCAAAACGAUGUUGGGGAGGGGAUCAGUGUGGUGUAGUGGUUAAGAGUGGUAGUCUCGUAACCUGGGAAACCGGGUUCGCGUCUCCGCUCCUCCACAUGCAGCUGCUGGGUGACCUUGGGCCAGUCAUACUUCUUUGAAGUCUCUCAGCCCCACUCACCUCACAGAGUGUUUGUUGUGGGGGAGGAAGGGAAAGGAGAAUGUUAGCCGCUUUGAGACUCCUUAAAGGGAGUGAAAGGCGGGAUAUCAAAUCCAAACUCUUCUUCUUCUUCUUCAUCUGAGUACCUAAGGCUUAUACUUUGCACAGUGCAAGUCAGAAUACUUGGGAAGAUUACAAAAAACUUAAUUCUCCCCCAAAAAAUGUAAAUGAGAAAAACCCCAAAUAUCUUAAAGCUUUUUUCCAGAAGCAUGUGCAAAUCUAGGGCCUUUAAAAUUAGACACAGAUGCCUGAGAACGGGAAGUGUUUUUGAAAACCUUGACAGAAACAUGAGGAGCAACUUUUUUCACGCCAGACUAACUGUUCAUUUAGCCUAGUACUGUGUAUUUUGACUGAUAAUGGCACUCCAACGUCCCAGAAAGGGGGCUUAUCAUCUGCUUCAUGUAACUGGGGUUGCCUGGGAUUGACCCAGGGACCUUCUUGUGUGCAAAGCAUGUUCUCUGAGCUUUAGUCCUUACUGCUAUGGUUUGUGUGCCUACGCAGCUAUCACGGCUGCCAUGUAUUUGGGAAAAUGGCUUGCAUUUGAACUUUCUUUGGCUUUUAUACCUGAUGCUUUUAUAAUUCCUCCUGAGAAAAAUGUGAACAGUUUUGACGGUUAGUGGAUUUGUAUGAGAGCCAGUUUGUUUUGCAGUCUGGGCAGUAAAGUUUUGCUCUGUUCUCUUGAAUAUCUAUAAAAAAAAUUAAGUGAAAUGCAUCCUUUUGCAUCCUUUCACAAGACUAAGUUCCUGCCAACGCGGUCAAGUGGAGAAAACAUUGGAAUAUUCCAUUACAGUGGUACCUCCACUUGCGGGCGGGAUCCGUUCCGGAGCUCCGGUUGGGUCCCAAGGUUUCUGCAACUGGAGAUACCGCUUCUGCGCAUGCUCACGGAGUGUUGAGCGCUUCUGCGCAUGUGUGCGCAGUGAAACCUGGAAAAAUACUUCCGGGUUUGCCGGAGGUGAACGCAAGUAGAGGUACCACUAUACAAUGUAAAAUCGACAUUAGAUUAUAAUCUGAUGUGUUGGGUGGCCAUCUUACAUGUAUGUUUUAGUUGAGAUUCCUGCAUUGCAGGGGGUUGGACUAGAUUACCCCCAGGGUACCUUCCAACUUUACAAUUCGACGAUUCUAUAAUUCUGUGUAUGAGUUGCAGUGUAAAACAAGUUGGAAGACAUGUCCUAGGUUUGUUGAACUUGGCAGAAAUCAGGAUUGAACUCCCCUCUCCAUUGGUUUAUGGCUGGGGAAUUCAUUCCUGCUUGGUUACUACCUCCCCCAAACUCUGCUGCGAACUGCCUCUCAGAGCUGAUCCAUGGGGUUUAAGAUGAAGAUCUGCCCACUGGGUCAAAAAGUUUUCCCAUCCUUGUCCUAGGCAAUCUCCAUUGAAAGCAAUUGAGAACUUCUGUUCUUACUCUUAGAAAAAUAACAGAGAACUCUUUAAUAUUCAGUGUUGGAAAUAUUUAGUUUUACAGUGGUACCUCGGGUUACAUACGCUUCAGGUUACAUAUGCUUCAGGUUACAGACUCCGCUAAGCCAGAAAUAGUACCUCGGGUUAAGAACUUUGCUUCAGGAUGAGAACAGAAAUCGUGCUCCGGCGGCAUGGCGGUAGCAGGAGGCCCCAUUAGCUAAAGUGGUGCUUCAGGUUAAGAACAGUUUCAGGUUAAGAACGGACCUCCGGAACGAAUUAAGUACUUAACCCGAGGUACCAUUGUAUUGACUCGGUGUAACACAGUCUGGCUGCCUUUUAGUUAAUCUGAUCUUUUCUAAACUUCUGCAUAGAAUUGGAAGAGCAGACGAGAAGAGCCCUAGAGCUGGAUCAGGAGAGGAAGAAAGCAAAAGAGGAAGCAGAGCGCCUGGAAAAGGAUCGGAGAGCUGCAGAAGAGGCAAAAGCUGCUCUGGCGAAACAGGCUGCUGACCAAAUGAAAAAUCAGGAACAGCUGGUAAGACGUUACAUGCGCCUGAUUAUGUUAGGAUGUAUUGUUUUCAAGGAGUUUGUUAAAAUUCUGGCAUCCAAAGAGGAAACGGUAUUAAGAAAACCAUGCAGGUUCAUAAUUGCAUGAUGUCAUCUAAGUACAAAAAAGGUAGAUGCAUGUACUUUCUCUCCCCGUAUAGUGUGGGAGAGAAAGGUGUAUGUUGCAUCUUGAGUCAACAAUCCACUAGGUUGCAUCCAAACCAAAGCACACAUAACAGGGCAGGUAGAAGCUGACUUCUCUCCACUCACCAAGGUUGCCUCUCUGUUUUUGGGGAUCCCCUCAACCCCUCUUGCUAUAGCCCACCACUUUUGGCAAAGUACUCUGACCUUAGGGGAACCUCUCCGACCUGCUUGGGGGUGUGUGCUGAGGAAGUCUGUUUCCACCAACUCCAUUACAUGUCUCUGGAUCCAUUCUACCAUCUUGUUAAUAUUAAGUUCAGAUAUUCCUUAUACCACCACCAUUCAAAUGGUGGCACUAUCCUUAUGAAAAUACUUUCUCCAAAGGAUGCCCUCAUGACUCUUCCCCCCCCCCCCCCAAGUUUUGGAGUCACAUGAUAACCAGGCUCAUUUUAAAAAAAAUAUUUUUAUUAUAUUGCUAUUGGUGAAUUAACUGGUCAGUAUUAAAGGAAUAUUAAGUGGCUUUAUAGUUUGGUUAUUUUCUUAUUUGUCUAGCUAUUUUAGUUUUGAACGGUUGCUUGUUCAUUAUACGAAGCUUAUGAAAAGGUGACUAAGAUUUCUUUACAGCUUCAUCUUUAAUGCAGACCAAUACAUGAUGUUGCCUUAGGGCUAAUAACUUUUUCUUCUUACUUCCUAGGCGGCAGAACUUGCGGAAUUCACAGCUAAGAUUGCACUUUUGGAGGAGGCCAAGAAGAAGAAAGAAGAAGAAGCUUCAGAAUGGCAGCACAAAGUAAUUAUUUUUAAUGUACUAAAGCUGGGAUUUGUGAAUGGGCAAAGCAUUCUGAACUGCAUGCCAGAGCUGAGAACAAGGCAUUUCCCAGUAUCGGGUGUCAAAUUCUCUGCUGGAAAAUGCUUUUUAAAAUCUUCUGCAAGCUUACAGUACUCCUUGCCCCAAUGUGAGAUGAGAGCAAUACUUGGACUUGCAUAUGUCCUGUGCUUUCUACUUUCUCUGGCUAGAAGGCAGAUUGACUUGAUGGAAUAUAGAUUCAUCCAAACCCAGGAGGGAAACAAAUGUCUUCAUGAGCUUAUCUGUACCUACUUCUUAUGCUUUUCUGAAAUCACAUCCUAAAUAGGUAUCCUACUUUUCUCCUAGAGACAGGGAAAGCUGUUAAGAGUCUUCUGAAAAUGCUAAUCAUUUUAAUGAGCACUUGGGGUCUAGGGAUGUAUCACAGUUCCUUUGUGUUAGUUGACUGCAGCUGACUUGGUAUUCAGAAAGAUGUGUGGAGCUGCUUGAGUUGACUUCUGGUCUGCUCUGGAGACUUUCAAAGUAAUUUUAAGCAUAUAUUCUGUGGCCCGUAAACAUGUUAAAGGAAUGACAGGCUAAGUUGGUUCAAUCUCAUUGACACCAAUCUCAUUAAAGCAUAAGGCUGGGAGGCUGUGGAGCCUAAGUGUUGACUAAUCCUCAUUACUACCUUUUAGGCCUUUGCAGCCCAAGAAGAUCUGGAGAAGACCAAAGAAGAGCUGAAGACUGUGAUGUCUGCUCCUCCGCCGCCACCUCCUCCGCCUCCCCCUGUAAUUCCUCCCACGGAAAAUGAACAUGAUGAACAGGAUGAGAAUAAUGCAGAGGCCAGUGCUGAAUUGGCUUCUGAUGGCGUUGUGAAUCACAGGAGCGAGGAAGAGCGUGUAACAGAAACACAGAAGAAUGAACGUGUAAAGAAACAGCUCCAGGUAAUGAAGGAUUACAGAGGCAUAUAACAUAGGCCACAAACCAAAAAGCUCUCUGCUGGUUGAGCAUGCUUAGCCUUGCUUUGCACAGUAGUCCCCUGCAAAGCUUUUGAAAUGACUCCUAUUGAUCCCAUCUUGGUGUGAGUGUGAGGGGACGUUCCUGCUCAACUUGCAGAGGAAGUCAUUUGGUUCAGUGGGCCCUGGGCACAGUACAUACUGCUUUGCAAAAAUUCAUAAUAUAUCCCUCCACACAUCUAGACAUUCUCCUUCCGAUUAAGAGAAACCUAUUUUUGUGAUGUGGCCUAUAUUUUGGAAAAUGCAGUCGGAGUUGCUCAGUUUGUCUCUUGUGCUGCUUUACAAAUUUUGUUUUGGAACUAGGUACUGCAGCCCCAUGUGAAAAUAACAACAUGCUUGUAAUGCCCAACACAAGCAAGUUCCUUUAUAUGAAAAUUCAUACCACAGAGUGCAAAUGUUGCUUUUAUUCUCUUUGGAUUUUGAGCAUUAAGCUAGUUAACACAGCAUUUUGAAAGCUAAGAUCAGAUUCCAUCUUAAUUGAAGCUCUUGGAGGGGGCCAUUCUGCUGAGCUUCCUUUCCAGAGGCCUUUAGGCCCCUUUAAUAAUGCAUGAAGAGACACCAUUUACUUGGGAAGGCAAUCAGAACCAGUAAGUGAGUUUCCUGGCAAUGCUGUUGUACAAAUCAUCAUUUUGAAGGAUAAAUCCAUACAAUACAGAAGCAGAUGAUUCCUUCAUCUGAUAGGUAAAUAAGUUAGUUUAGUAGAGCAUGAUGGGUAGUCAACUAAGGUGUCCCAUCAGGGCAAGGAUUUCUACUUUUGUAACAAGACUCCCCCCCCUCCACUCUGUGCAUGCUCCCUUCCCAAAUUUGUGCCAGAGGAUUAGGGGAACUUCUAGAACAAAAUUAGGGGCACACAGGAGGAUUGGGAGGGGGGAAUGUUUUGUUAUGCAAGUAGAAAUCUUUGCACUAACAGAAUGUUCACUAAACCCAAUGUAAUUUUAAAAAAUCAAAAAAUCUUAACCUGCCUAUGUUUUGCUGUAUCAUAGGUUGGCCUGAGCAGUGAAUCUGGCAAACAGUGAACACAAAAGUUAAUACAAUAUGUCUGCUUUUCUGUACCACGUUAUGUCCCCUUCUGUUGCAAUUCUUUCUAAGAAUAUGUGAUUGAGGAGCUAUACAUGAGACACUGAUAACUAUUCUCCAGAAAAAAAUAUUCCAAACCUUGUUUUAAGUUGAAUUUUCUGAAAAUAGUCCACUAAAGGAACAAUAAUAUAUCAUCUUCCCUUUUGCACAUGCAUACCCCUUUGUUUUAUGUAUGUAUACGUUCUGGCUGUUUGGUUGGAAGAUUAAUCCUGUACCGCAAAUGAAACAUUGAACUUGACAGAACUGGCAGCGUCUAAACCGGCAAUGCUUUUGUUCCACAGGCCCUGAGUUCCGAGCUGGCCCAAGCCAGAGACGACACCAAGAAGACCCAGAACGAUGUCCUUCAUGCGGAGAACGUUAAAGCCGGCCGCGAUAAAUACAAGACUCUUCGACAGAUCCGGCAAGGCAAUACGAAGCAGCGCAUUGAUGAAUUUGAAGCAAUGUGA
Messenger RNA from Podarcis lilfordi (Lilford's wall lizard), 24030 nucleotides. The record is from the annotation of a GenBank genome assembly. NCBI's taxonomy places the organism in Eukaryota, Metazoa, Chordata, Lepidosauria, Squamata, Lacertidae.